AUGGAGUUGGAUUAUGGCUUGGACUUCGAGGACUACUUCCCAUCCAUGAUCUCAAGCUUAGGCGCAGAAGGGUUUAUAGGCGAACUCUGCCACGGGUUUCGCCUGCUCAUGGACGAGAACAAGGGCCUUAUCACGUUCGAGAGCUUGAAGGUGAACUGUUUCUUGCUGGGUUUGGAGGUGAGGUACGACGAGCUCUUGUGCAUGCUAAUGGAAGGUGAUUUGGAUGGAGAUGGUGCUCUCAGCCAAAUGGAGUUCUGCAUUCUCAUGUUUAGGUUGAGUCCUUGUUUGAUGGACGGACCAAAAAUGCGCACUCAAGGCUUGGUCCUUACUUUACAAUUGUUGGAUCCAAAUGUAGAUCACAAAUUAUGUGUGAAACACCUAUAUGAAAACUGGAAGGAGAAGUAUCCUGGGGAGUUUGUGAAAGGGUCUCUGCGGGUUGUUGCAAGAGCAAGCACAAUGCUAGCAUAUGUGAAGGCCAUGGAGAAUUUGAAGAAGUUGAAUGAGGAAGCUUGGAGAUACAUAAGUGGGACACUUUUAAGGAAUGUAAUAGGGAAACCUACAACACCUCUCCCCAUUGUGAUCUACCAGUCAAUAACAUGA
Molecule: messenger RNA, 600 nt
Organism: Lotus japonicus
Lineage: Eukaryota; Viridiplantae; Streptophyta; Magnoliopsida; Fabales; Fabaceae
Exons: 2
Coding region: 1-600 (199 amino acids)
Molecular function (GO): calcium ion binding
Source: RefSeq, a predicted model, not a curated record